AUGGCCACACAGACACCCGCAAAGCUCAACCCCGCCCUCGCUUGGUACCUCGGACACCUUGCAGCCCGGCCACUGUUCACCAAAGCCUGCACCGCCGGCACGCUCUCCUUCUUCCAAGAGAUCAUCGCCGGACGACUCGCCGGAGUCCCCCCCGUAAAAGUCAAACGCACAGGCCUGCCCCCUCUUGACAUCCUCAGAGCCAACGAACGUGCUGUCAAGCUCGCUAUCUACGGUUUCUUGAUCUCCGCACCGCUUGGUCAUGCACUCCUCAAUGCACUUCAAAAGGCCUUUGCAGGCGUCGAAGGCGCCAAGGGCAAGAUCGGGAUGAUCCUCGCGAGCAACAUCGUCGUCUCGCCGAUUCAGAACUCAGUCUAUCUUGCGGCCAUGGCUGUCAUCAACGGCGCGAGCUCGCCUGACGCUGUCUUGCGCUUUGUCAAAGUUGCCUUCUUGCCUCUCAUGCGGAUCAGCUGGGUUGUGUCUCCGCUCUGCCUCGUCAUCGCUCAACGCUUCUUGCCGCCCGAAACCUGGGUGCCCUUCUUCAACGCAGUCAGCUUCGUGCUCGGCUGCUUCUUCAACGCGCAAGCCAAGAAGAAACAGAUGGCCAUGCUUCGAAGAGAGCAAGCCAAGAAGAACGUCACCGAUCGCAAGGGUCAAUAGACUCCCGCGUCUGACCUCAAGCUGUAAAGGAUAGUCAUGAUGCACACGCU
Mixia osmundae IAM 14324 is the source of this 707-nucleotide messenger RNA. RefSeq lists its product as uncharacterized. The transcript has 8 exons. Gene Ontology annotation, cellular component: membrane; cytoplasm. The record is from RefSeq and is a predicted model, not a curated record. Bases 1 to 657 code for a protein of 218 amino acids. Lineage: Eukaryota; Fungi; Basidiomycota; Mixiomycetes; Mixiales; Mixiaceae.